Molecule: messenger RNA, 942 nt
Organism: Phodopus roborovskii (desert hamster)
Lineage: Eukaryota; Metazoa; Chordata; Mammalia; Rodentia; Cricetidae
Product: vomeronasal type-1 receptor 4-like
Exons: 1
Coding region: 10-942 (310 amino acids)
Biological process (GO): G protein-coupled receptor signaling pathway
Cellular component (GO): membrane
Molecular function (GO): pheromone receptor activity
Source: RefSeq, a predicted model, not a curated record
AAUCACAGAAUGGACUUCUGGAAUCUGGCAAUCAGCCUCAUUUACUUAUCACAAACUACAGCUGGAAUUCUGGGAAAUUUUUCCCUAAUUUUCUACUAUCUAGCCCUUUACUGCAGAGAAAACAUGUUAAAGCCCACAGACUGGAUUCUCGUGCACUUAAUGGCAUCCAAUACCUUGAUCAUUCUCUCUACAGGAGUGCCCCAAACAAUUUCAGUUUGGGGAUUUAAGCAGUUCUUGAAUGAUUUUGGAUGCAAGCUCCUGUUGUACAUUCAAGGCUUUGGUAGGAGUGUGUCUAUUGGCACCACCUGCCUCUUGAGUGUCUUCCAGGCCUUGACCAUUAGUCCAAGGAAAUCGUGUUGGAAGAAGCAUAAAGUCAAAUUUGAGAAGAUCACUGGCUGCCACAUCUCUCUCAUUUGGAUCCUGUUCAUACUGAUAAAUUUUAUUUAUUUUCCAUAUACAUUUAUCAGUAGGGAUAGCAAAAAUAUGACAAGAAAACGAGAUUUUGUUUACUGCUCUAUUGUAGGGCGAGAAGAAAUUAGCACUUCACUCUAUACAGCAUUGGUAGUUUUCCCUGAAGUCUUCUUUUCUGUGCUCAUGGCCUGGUCCAGUGGCUUCAUGAUUGUCAUUCUAUACAGACACAAGCAGAGGGUUCAACACAUCCGUACCACCCAGUGUUCCAGCAGAAACUCCCCAGAAUCUAUAGUAACCCAGAACAUUCUGGUCCUUGUGUUUACUUUUCUGGCUUUUCAUACUCUCUCCUCCAUCUUAAGAGGCUACACUAUUCUUUUAUAUAAUCAUAACUGGUGGUUGGUUAACACCAAUCGCAUCAUUUCUCUCUGUUUUCCAUUGUUUUUACCCUUUAUUCUCAUAUAUCGUUACUCCAUUGUAUCCAAACUUCAUUUGGUCUGUAUAAGAAAUACAAAUAAUUUAAUCUCAUUGUAA